AAAAUGAAAACAACAAAAGUCAACCAUCAGUAAUUUGCGAAAUUUUCCAAUCUAAUUCGUCUGCUCCGCAUCUUCACGCCGGCUGGAACUACAAUCCGGCAAAGUUCAAUCGGAAAUUGAAAGCCUAACAUUUUCAGAUGCACUUACAGGAUUAGCUAGUCAUUGAUACGAUGGUCCUGAGAUAUUUAUGUAUUCUGGCACUGCUGUGCGCUUGUGAGCUGCAGUUAGUGUCAUCGAAAGUUAACGCCAAAAGUACCGUUGUGGAAGGAAUUACUGAUGUUAAGGAGCUUAAGAAGUUGUUUCGGACUAAGAAUAAUGUGCUGGUGUUGUUUGUUUCUAGUUUGAAAGAAGCACAAUCCACCCUGAAUGCCUUCCGUGAGGCUGCGGAAACUGUUAAAGGUCAGGGAACAAUGGUGCUGUUUGAUUGCAGUAGCGGUGAAUCGAAGAAGAUUUGCAAAAAAAUGAAAGCACAACCGACGCCUCACAUAUUGAAGCAUUAUAAGGACGGAGAUUUUCACAAAGAUUACGAUCGCCAGCUAACAGCCACCAGUAUGGCUAACUUUAUGCGUGACCCUACGGGUGAUUUGCCCUGGGAGGAAGACCCUAUUGGCGUAGAUGUUGUACAUGUUCCAGAUACGCUGGCUCUAGCAAAGCUUCUUAAGAAGGAAGUGCGGCCAAUUCUGGUAAUGUUCUAUGCACCAUGGUGUGGCUUCUGCAAGACGUUGAAACCAGAGUUUUCCGCUGCCGCUGGUGAACUAAAACCAAAAUAUGUAUUAGCUGCCAUCGACGUGAAUCGUCCAGAAAACUCCAUCAUCCGGAAGCAGUAUAACAUCACAGGUUUUCCUACGCUACUUUACUACGAGAACGGUCGUAUGAAGUACACUUUCGACGGUGAGAAUAAUAAAGCCGGAAUCAUAGCUUUCAUGAAAAAUCCAACUGCGCCACCACCUUCGAAGCCUAAAGAGCCGGACUGGGCAUCGGAACCGAGUUCCGAAAUAGUGCACCUAGGUAGCGCGAACUUUGAACCGGCCCUGAAGGACGAAAAAUCUGCGUUGGUAAUGUUCUACGCUCCUUGGUGCGGGCAUUGCAAGAAAAUGAAACCUGAAUACGAGAAGGCGGCCACCAUUAUGAAGGAGAAGAAAGUUGCUGGCGUACUGGCCGCUCUAGAUGCUACAAAGGAGCAAGCUAUUGGUCAGCAAUUUGGCGUGAAGGGCUAUCCCACUGUUAAAUAUUUCAGCAACGGGGAGUUUAAGUUCGAUGUGAACGUUCGCGAUGCUGACAAAAUUGUUGAGUUUAUGAGGAAUCCUGUGGAACCUCCCCCACCCCCAACACCGGAAGCCCCAUGGGAAGAGGAGCAAAGUGAAGUGGUGCAUCUCAGCGAGGAAUCAUUCAAGCCAUUCCUGAAAAAGAAGAAGCAUGCCCUAGUGAUGUUUUACGCGCCUUGGUGCGGUCACUGCAAGCGAGCGAAGCCGGAAUUCACAAGCGCAGCGGAGCACUUCAAAGAGGAUCCAAAGGUAGCUCUGGCGGCUGUCGAUUGCACCCGUCACAGUGGCGUUUGCUCAGCGUACGAAGUGCGUGGGUAUCCCACCAUGAAAUAUUUCAGUUAUCUUAAAACCGUCCGCGAGUACAGUGGAGGAAGAACGGAAAACGAUUUCACCAAAUUCCUGAAGGAUCCCAAUGCUCCAGCGGAAGAGAAGGUUCUGGAGGCCUAUGGUGAUUUUCCUGGAGCGGACAAAAUCAUUAUCUUGACCGACGCCAGCGUCGAUGAUGUACUGAAGAACGAGGAUCGUGUACUGGUAAUGUUCUACGCACCCUGGUGUGGGCACUGUAAACGCAUGAAGCCGGACUUCGCAGAAGUAGCAAAUCUGCUCGAGAAGAAUGCCGUCUCGGGGAAAGUGGCUGCGGUCGAUUGCACUCAGCACACAAAAACGGCUGAACGUUUUGAGAUUCAAGGGUUCCCCACAAUGAAAUAUUUCGUCCGCGGGAAGUUUAUUAAGAAUUACGAGGGUAAACGGACCGCCCAAGCUAUGUAUGAUUUCAUUCGUAGUAAUGGAGCUAGCGGAAAAGAUGAACUGUGAAGUGGGUGGGCUAGAAAUAAUAAACAUGUUUUGUGAUUGGAUAGCACUCGCAUGAAAAAGCGCAGCAACUGCACAAAAGCGAGAAGUCUCAACUGUAUCUGCCUCAGUUUUAUAUUCCUCUAUUCGUCUAUAGAUUUGUACUAUGAGAUUUUAUUUUCUAUGCGUAUGUUUUCGAUUCUUUAUCAUAUCUGUUCGUCCACUGUUUUCUAAUGUAGUAUAUAUCUAAAUAAGAACAAAGUACAUCUUAGGUGAAUCAAUUCCACUGCGAAGAUUCUGGCAUAUUUGUGAGCGGGGAAAUCUGGCCAGCAUGAAUGAUUACUUCGAGCGACUGUAACGAGAAUGUCUGGAUGAAAUAUAGAUGUUUUGAAGUAUAGCUGAAUUUA
This is a messenger RNA of Toxorhynchites rutilus septentrionalis, 2461 nucleotides long. RefSeq names its product protein disulfide-isomerase A5. The transcript has 6 exons. Gene Ontology annotation, molecular function: protein disulfide isomerase activity. Gene Ontology annotation, biological process: protein folding. Gene Ontology annotation, cellular component: endoplasmic reticulum. The record is from RefSeq and is a predicted model, not a curated record. NCBI's taxonomy places the organism in Eukaryota, Metazoa, Arthropoda, Insecta, Diptera, Culicidae. Bases 171 to 2078 code for a protein of 635 amino acids.